CAUCAUACUCUUGAUGCCCUCAUCCCUUCUUCUCCCUUGUCCUGCUCCGGCACCUCCCCACCCCCAUUUUUUUUAGUUUUUUAUAUUUAUUAUUAUUAGGGGAUUCCAAUCCCAACCAAGGGGAAGAAAGGAAAGGAUAGGCAAAGAUGGCGGCUUCUGAUUCUGAUGACCUGAUAAAGGAGGCGUUGCUGCAGGUAAGGGUGCGCGAUGAGGAUGGCGCGCUGGUGGACGCGCUGAACCGACGAGCUGCUGCUGCUACCGCCGCGCGGGGGGAGCCCAGCCCCAGCCCCAGCUUCUUCGAGGGGUUCGCUCUGCAGGGGAUCCGCGUCGAGAGCAUCCUCCCGGGCCACAUCCUCUGCUCCUUCACGGUCCCCGCACGCCUCACCGCCGGCGACAAUCACAUAGCCCCCGGCGCCGUGGUGGCCCUGGUGGACGAGAUCGGCUCCGCCGCCUCCGUGUCCGACGGCCACCACCUCAAGGUCUCCGUCGACAUGUCCGUCAACUUCGUCAACCUCGCCGCCGCCGCGCCCGGGGACGCCCUCCGCAUCACCGCCAGGGCGCUCGGCCACAAGGGCGCCUACUCCGGCACGCACGUCCUCGUCGCCAACGCCGCCACGGGGCAGGUCGUCGCCGAGGGGAGGCACUCGCUCUUCGGCAAGAUGAAGAUCAGGAGCAACAUCUGAAAUUCUGGCUGCUUCUCCUUGUCAGGAACGUGUGUGUAGCACCAUAGCAGCAGCUGCUUUGCUUCUUCAGUAAAAACAGUUGCAUUAUGUUUAUUUGCCUAAGUACAAUAACAUCUGCUCCCACACGAUCAAUGAAUCCACUAUCAUUCGUUCU
Molecule: messenger RNA, 837 nt
Organism: Sorghum bicolor (sorghum)
Lineage: Eukaryota; Viridiplantae; Streptophyta; Magnoliopsida; Poales; Poaceae
Exons: 1
Coding region: 147-683 (178 amino acids)
Molecular function (GO): fatty acyl-CoA hydrolase activity
Source: RefSeq, a predicted model, not a curated record